GAGUGUGCUUUUGGUGUGCACCGAAACGCGCGUUGUAUGCGUUGAACUUGCGAACUGGCAAGCGGCCGGUGCCAGUCACCUCUGAAUAAGUGAAGAAGGAAUCAAAACAAAAGAAAAGAAAAUCAUGUUUUUACACACCACUGCAAGGCGUGGAGCCAAGAAACUAUGAAGUUGUAUAGGAAAUUAUUCGCAGUUUGUUUUUAUAUGCACAUUCGUAUUUAUACUCGUAGCGCAACGGCGAACAAUCACUUCAACAAGCACGCCACCCCCCAGCUCAAAUCCAUUCAACCACUUCCAACCUUCUCAUCCACUGGUAUUUUGCAGCGCGCAUAUCGCGCAUCCCACAAGCAUUCGAAGAUUAAAAAGUUCGAAUUUCGAAGAACACUCGCUCCACGAAACCAUUGCCAUUAGCUGUGCGUAUCCAGCAAGCACUGGACACUGCGUUUUCAAAGCAUCAGCAAACACAACAGCUACGUGUAGAAGUCAGUACGUGACCGCAACUCGAAGUGAGAAGUAGUGGAAAAGUGAGAAACGCAUCGCAAAUACAGCUCAAUGUAAAAUCAGUGUUUGUGUGUGUGUUUGUAUGUGAGCGCUUUUGCAACCCCAAAAACGCGCAUAAAACCACUUUUGGCUCCGCUUGGUAUACACAGGCUAAAAUACGGGCUGACUUGGAAUUCGUUGGGCAGACAAAGCAGACUUUAAUUUGCAAGAAAUGUAUUUUAAAGCAAGCAAACACACAUAACGGGCCAGACAAGUGUAAAUAGGAAGUGAAUAAUAAGGAAAAAUAUUUUACAAAUUCUGAAAAGUAUCCGCACAAAAAUGGCAGAUGCUAGAGGACAAUAUCAGAAAUUGCCACCCGGUUGGGAUUGUAAAUAUGAUCAAGCAACAGGAAACUGUUACUAUGUAAAUUAUUUUACCAAGGCGAUGCAGUUGGAGGAUCCGCGUGCGCGUUACAAACAGUUGCAGAAUGAGCGCUGCUCCACCGAAUCCAUAGCAAUGCAGCCAGUGCAUGGCUCACCCUAUCAUGUGUAUCCAAGCAACAAUUUGCCAGCAAUGCGUGCUUUUCAGGCCGGCCCUGGCACCAACACAAGUUUGCAUAACAUGUCCUCCAGUCCUUUGCUGUCUUCGCGUGGAAAUUUGGAAAUAUCACCGCUGCCAUUGCCGCGCUCAUUAUUGACGCAGACGCCGCGCUUAGGUAAUAUGUCACGCCGUUCAACCAUACAGGAGACUUCCUUUACAAACCCCAUAGACACGGAUGCGGUUGUAAAUAAAAUACAAAACAUGUUUCCCACCGCUAGCGAGGAUCAUAUACGGCUGUUACUUAAAAAGUAUUACAAUCGCGAGGCAGUCGUCAUAAGCGCUUUGCAAGUGGAGAAGCAUCCGGUCACCAUGCCUGGCCCGUAUGUAACACCGCCGGCCCAACGCCAUCUAUACCAUAGCAAUUCAGCUUUUCAUAUGACACCACCAGCGCGCCGCCUGGAUAGGGGCAUGUCUUCACGAAAUGUUGCACAUUUUGGCGGUGUAAAUGGUAGUGCCACUGCUGCUAGUUGCACCACGCGCACCGGUACUCCCACUCCGGGCGGACGUUUUGGUAGUGUCACGAGCGUACAUGGUGGCGUUGGUGGCGGUGGAGGGGGCGGUUAUAUGGCUGCAGCUGCUGCAGCGGCUAUGCCGUUCCAUCAGGGUUCGCCGCGUUUCGAACAGUGGCGUAGUUCACCAAAACCGCAUUCGUCACCGAAGAUGAAAUUGAGAUACAUGAAAACCAUUUUCCCCAAAGCCGAUGAAAUGGUACUGCUAGACAUACUAGCCAGCUCCGAUAACAAUGUACAAACCGCAUCUGAGAAACUUAUUUCUAUGGGUUAUACCAAACGUGAUUUUAUACCACCAAAAACCACACAUCGCUUCGACGCGGCUAAGAAACCCGGCAAUGAGACAAUCAUACCGUUACGCCCGAAGGAGUACACGACCGAGGAAAAAGCAACUAUACACGCCCAGCUGAAGGAGAAAUAUCCACAGAUCGCUGAACGCAUAAUCCUCAUGGCAUUAGAGUCGGUCAACUAUGCUGAAGAUCGUGCCGUGCAAAUUCUCCAUAUUGUGCAGGAAGAGGAUGAGUUGCAGGCCAAGAAACAUUCUGCUGAGGCCGCUGUGUUGACUACUGCUGAUGCAGCAGGAGAACCGGAGCUGGUUUUAGGCACGAGUGAGAUGCGUGCAUUGGUUGAUGACGGCGUAGCUGAGGAUGGCAUCAUCACUGUUGUCCUCAAAACACCAUUAAACAACUACAACGAGGACAUCAAAAAUCGUCAUAGUGCUUGUGCAAAAGAUAUCCCACAAACAGCCAUAUCAUCAACAACAUCACCAUUAACUUCAUCAUCAACAACGUCAUCGCCAUCGUCAUCAUCAUCACCAUCAACAUCAGUACCGCAAACUUCACUUACAUCCAGUACCUUGAAAUCCUCUACAAAAAUCACUUCAGCCCGAAACAUGCGCAAAAAGAUUGCGUUUCCUUCCAUAAACCUCACCACGCCCACUGCGGCCUCCACUCAGAUUAUACUUUCCAAUUCACCCAUUUGCUAUGAAAGCAGCGCGCAAGAACAGGCCCCGGCAAGCGAUACUGUUGAUGCAGACACAGCUUCCAAAUCGGCUACUUCCAUGUCACCGUCCAAAGCACUCAAAGAGCUUCACAUAUCACACGAUUUCUCAUCAGCAUCGUCAUCUGUGCCAUCAUCGUUGACGCCAAGCUCUGGAAAAUAUCAAACGAUAACCACAAAGAGUAUUCUGUCACGUAGCAAUCUGUAUGCCACUGGCAUCCAAGGAUAUCUGCAUGGCAAACCAUGUUGCACCGCAAACUCAACCUCAACCACAGCCACAGCCUCCGCCUUCACCACGAAAACUUCAGCUUCUAUUUUGGAAAACUUGAAAUUGACGCGCUUACGCGAAAAACACGACUCACUAAAAGCUUUGCAACAAGCUUCCGCCGAUGAAGGGGCCAAUUUCAAGCAGCGUCAGGAGUUUAAGUCGAUUAUAGAACGUAUCGCCACAACCGGACAUUGCGCAGAUUUGGCCAAAGGCGCGGAUGAGAGUUUAUUGCUCGCUGACUAUGUGACUUGGAAUGGUGCUAAUCCAGACAUGCCGCAGGGCAACAAUCAAAGGCAGUUGGUGCAUGGUCCAGAUGUCGGCAAGUUGAAUGAGUGCAAGUAUAAGGCGGUUGGACGUAAUGCGGAGCUUUGCAAAGGUGCACAAAAGGGUUUGGCUAAAGGCAGCAUCUACGCACAACUCGCUGCAACUGGCAAUACGAAUACAGCGAACAUUAAAUGCAAUUAGAAGGGCUUGAGAAAGCCACGCACUCGAAUAGCGAAGCAAGGAUAAGGAUAUUUAUUAUAUGUAUGGCUCUGAUAACACCCUACAAGACAGUGCUGAGCAUUUUCGACAAAAAUUCCAACACAUGUACACGUAUUUUAUUAGUCUCUAAUGCAUGCGCAUUAUCAGAAUGGCAUAUACAACGUUUUUUAAUGGGGAAAUCAAAUAUUUCAUUUGAUAUUCCUUUCCCCUUGUCGGCGUGAAUUCUAUCUCUCUUUUACCCAUAGCAAUUUCAUAUAAAUGAAAAAUAUAUCGACUGCAACUCAUUUGUAUGCUUACAAUGUGGCUGCUUUGAAAAAGGUACUAGUGUGAAAUUUGGCUGUGUUU
Anastrepha obliqua is the source of this 3684-nucleotide messenger RNA. RefSeq lists its product as uncharacterized. The coding region runs from base 820 to 3321 and encodes 833 amino acids. Gene Ontology annotation, molecular function: ubiquitin binding. The record is from RefSeq and is a predicted model, not a curated record. The transcript has 10 exons. NCBI's taxonomy places the organism in Eukaryota, Metazoa, Arthropoda, Insecta, Diptera, Tephritidae.